Labeo rohita (rohu) is the source of this 916-nucleotide messenger RNA. RefSeq names its product CDK5 and ABL1 enzyme substrate 1-like. The record is from RefSeq and is a predicted model, not a curated record. Gene Ontology annotation, biological process: nervous system development; regulation of cell cycle. Bases 1 to 729 code for a protein of 242 amino acids. Lineage: Eukaryota; Metazoa; Chordata; Actinopteri; Cypriniformes; Cyprinidae. The transcript has 6 exons. Gene Ontology annotation, cellular component: cytosol.
AUGCUGUUGAACCUGGAGCCAAGGACAGUGUCGUACACAAAUCUUCUGUCUCACACUAAUGCCUUGAGUGGCAGCAGUGGCAGUGAUGAUGUUUUCAAGCAGCAUUCUGGGUCACAGUGUGUUUUGAGUCCAGUAUGUAACAUCCUCAUUCAGACGGCCAUAAAGAAAGGUUUCAAAGGGAAAAACAUUGAUGACUAUGACCCGAAUCUCCUGGAUGAUCCACAGUGGCCUUGUGGGAAACAUAAACGAGUGCUUGUCUUUCCAUCUUAUAUGACAACGGUCAUUGAAUAUGUCAAACCGUCCGACCUGAAGAAAGACAUGAAUGAAACAUUCAGCGAAAAGUUUCCACAUGUUCAACUGACCCUCAGCAAAAUCAGAAGUCUGAAAAGAGAGAUCCGUAAACUGGCCCAGGAGGAUUGUGGGUACGAAGAACCGACGAUUGCAAUGGCGUACGUUUAUUUUGAAAAGCUUGCCCUGCAUGGUAAACUCGACAAGCAGAAUCGUAAACUCUGCGCCGGAGCUUGCAUCCUUCUCGCCGCCAAAAUAAGCAACGACCUCAAGAGGCCAGAGGUCAAACACCUCAUAGAUAGACUGGAGGAGCGACUGCGGCUGAAUCGGAGGGAACUGUUAUCGCUGGAGUUUCCGGUGCUGGUGGCGCUCGAGUUUAAACUGCAUCUUCCACAGCGCGAGAUCUUACCGCAUUACAGACGCCUCUGUCAGACCACCUAAAACCAGACCAGACUAGUUCCUCAAAACCCGUACCAACAUUACUGGUUUUCAGUAUUUAGAUGUAACAUUAGGGCUGCAACGAUUCCUCGAUGGCUUUCAUAUAUAUAUACACUAUUACUCGUCAGAAUUUUCAACAGAUUACUCUAUUACCAAAAUAAUAGUUUGUGACAGCCCUAUUUAGAUGCAC